AUGUUUUACUACCCAGACGUCCUCCUGCGCCGCACUGGAUGUUUUUCCACAGUUUGGUUAGCAGCCACCAGAGGUAUCAGGGUUACCCGCAGAGAGCUUCUCAAAGUCAAUGUCAGGAGAACAUGCGGAGACAUUUUGGACUAUGUGACAGCUCAGGUUCCUCCACCGCAACCCAACAUACCGAGGCCUCGCUUCUCUCUCUACCUGUCAUCUCAGCUGCAGUAUGGGGUGGUUGUAGUCUACCACAGGCAGUGUGGCUUCCUGCUCGAGGAUGUCCAACAGACCAUUGACCGCCUGCUGCGCUCUAAGAGAUGCAUAAAUAUAGACAUGGCUGAGCCUGACAGGUUGGCCUUGGAUGUGCCUGACAGCCUGUACAUGAUGGAGGAGGCAGAGGGAGCUCAGGACCCCUUUUUCGGUGUCAUAGAAGCACACAAACUACCCAGCCCCUAUAAAAUACACCAGUCAACAUUGGUGAUUGAAGAGGCAGGUUCACAGCACUCCCUGGUGCCCAGUCCCCACACCGCACUUGAUGGUUUCAGGUCACCUCCAGCUGCCAUCUCCCUGACAGAAAAGGAGCAGUUCAUCAUCACCGCUGCUGAGAAUUUUGAGGGAGAUGACCUUCCUGAAGUCACAGCCAGAGAGAUCGACUUGUUGAUGGAUCAACCAGACCAGUUCCGUGGAGAGGUGGAGGAGCAGCAGACUGACCGGAGGACCAGGGAACUUGAAGGCGCCAUGUCCUCCAUUGACCAGCUGAAGGAGACAGUGCUGGGAGCAGAGCGGGACAGUGUGUGGCAGCUAGACGAGAAGUCGGGUCACCUGGUGGAGGUUCCUUUGGCAGCUAUUGCCCUAGAGAUGACCCCUCCGCAGGUUGCUAUGCCAACUCCCCCCUCUGGGGCAUCUGGGAAAGAGGGAGACGGAGCAACAGACAGUUCCUGUGAGGUGACUGUUCCUCCUCAUAGGAAGCCCGGUGGAGGUCGCAGGCGUCAGCUGGUCUUUGCAGACCCUGAGGUCCAGAUAUCUGAGAGAACAAUGAAGGAGCAGAUUGAAAACCCACUGGCUGAGACACUGGAACUGUCCAAGGUGUUGCUGGACUUGCCUGCCUUCACCCAGCGUGCCACUCCUGCCCAGCUCUUCACCGCCCCCUGUGGAUCCCUGCUCCAUGCUGACCUCCAGUCACUAUGGAAACAGUGUGCCUCAAUCACCGUCCUGCCUGGACCUGGGGAAAAACAGAGAGGGGAGGAGGAAGAGGAGGAGGAGGCGAGAGGGGAGUCAGAGCAGGACAGAGAAAUACUUAGGGCAGAGAGGAAGAGGAGGCACUCAAGCAGGAGAGAGAUAUCCAGUGAGUCAGGACUGCAGCCCGCAGAGAGCUCAUCUGUAUUAGAUGUGAUUAUGGACAUGUCCAAAGAGGACAGAUCUGUAAACGAUGUGAUCACUCCUGCCAGCAGAUGGUCUCCACAAGAGGAGGCCCAGCCACCAAUGGAGCCCAUAGCAGAGGAGAACAUCGAGAUACCCGAGGCUCUGACUGACACAGAGAGCAGGGACAUGCUGAGUUGGAUCUCCUCCAGCCUGCAGAGGUUUGGAGAGGUCACCUUUGACUCUCUGGUGCCCCCAAAGGCUGACCGCAGCACUGCAGCUCACACACUCUACAAACUGCUGGAGCUGUUGUCUGCUCGAGAGGUGACUGUACAUCAGACUCAACCCUACAGUGACAUCAUCAUUAACCCUGCAGCGCUCAGGGUGACCGCCUGAACACACACAUACAGUUACUCUCACUAAAGUCCUGUUGAGGUACAGUUAAUAUUUUUUUAUUGAUGAAUGAAUGAAUUGUAUCCUUUGGCUUUAACACGCAUCAGCUCUCACACUCCCCUGAUGUCUUUCAUUAUAAAAAACGGAUUACAAGAUUUAAAUGUUUUUAUA
This is a messenger RNA of Epinephelus lanceolatus (giant grouper), 1917 nucleotides long. RefSeq names its product REC8 meiotic recombination protein b (gene rec8b). Gene Ontology annotation, molecular function: chromatin binding; protein binding. Lineage: Eukaryota; Metazoa; Chordata; Actinopteri; Perciformes; Serranidae. Gene Ontology annotation, cellular component: meiotic cohesin complex. Gene Ontology annotation, biological process: double-strand break repair; meiotic sister chromatid cohesion. The record is from RefSeq and is a predicted model, not a curated record.